Messenger RNA from Phytophthora nicotianae INRA-310, 222 nucleotides. RefSeq lists its product as hypothetical. The record is from RefSeq and is a predicted model, not a curated record. Bases 1 to 222 code for a protein of 73 amino acids. The transcript has 2 exons. Lineage: Eukaryota; Oomycota; Peronosporomycetes; Peronosporales; Peronosporaceae.
AUGAAGCGAAGAAGCGAGUGGAGGAAAUUCGAUCCAGCGCUUCGUAAGUUCGCAACGGCGGUGGAUUUACGCAAGAGCAAGAUCUCAGAGCUUCAGGAGCAGCGGAUCGUGCCGAGGCCACCCGGGUCAGACGCAAUGAAAGACAGCGCGAGAGAAGAGCUCGGGCCCGCCGGGAACAAGCUGCUUCCGGAGCAGAAGCUAAAGAAAACGAGAACGGAGUAG